Molecule: messenger RNA, 831 nt
Organism: Hyphopichia burtonii NRRL Y-1933
Lineage: Eukaryota; Fungi; Ascomycota; Pichiomycetes; Serinales; Debaryomycetaceae
Exons: 1
Coding region: 1-831 (276 amino acids)
Source: RefSeq, a predicted model, not a curated record
AUGUCAUAUCACAACUCAUGGUCAAGCUACAGGCCCUCUAAUUAUCCGAGGAAAAGAGUUUAUCAUGAGAACCUGUCUUACGGAGUUCCCAAUAAGCACUUUCUUUCUAUAGAGAAUGUCAAUCCUGUUACUUACGAAAAUCAGGUUGAAGAUUCAAAAGUAUUGAAUAGUAUCAAGAGGUUCAAUGCAAAGAACAAACCGGAGGUCAGUAAAAGAAAUAGCAAUAUAUCUAUGAUUGUUGCUGAGAUCGAGGCAAACUAUUUCGAGGAAAAUUUCCAAAAGUAUCUUGAUGAACUCAGGGAAUCCUUUCAGAUUAGCGACUUGAUAAUAUCAAGAGAAUCAUAUAAUAUUGCUGAUAAGCUUAUAACUGUUUACGGAGACAUAGAGUCAGUCUCAAAAGCAGCUUUAUACAUAACCUUUGUACUAAACAGUAAGUUGAAUAAUGUUAUCAAUAGUGACUUGUAUACGUUGAAAUCAGGUAAUUAUUCUGCAUAUUUUCUAACUCAACUGGAUAAACUAAGUCUUGCACUCCAGUCAAGUGGAAUAUAUAAUUUUGAUGUUGCGCAUGGCUUUAGCGGAUUAGAGUCAUUUCACGUAAUACUGGUGAAGUCAGAUUUCAAUUCAAUAUUCAAUUUUCUCGUACAUCUUCAGGAAAAUACCAAAGAGAGUGAUCAUGACUACAUAAAUGAUUUAAAGGAUGUACAUACAGUAAGUCUAGAUCAGAAUGCUUCAGGCUUAUAUAAACAACCGGAAGACAGAAAGCAAAAUUUCCAGACACAGGCAAAAAAGGCUUUGAGAUAUGUUUAUCCUGAAUCAUUUUCUACAUCCUAA